AUGAAGGGGUACUAUGGUAUUACCGCCCAUUUUAUCGAUAAAAAUUGGAAAUUUCAUUGUAUCCUUCUAGAUUUUGUGCCAGCACAUGGGCAACAUACUGGUAAUGCAAUUGCAAAGCUAUUUUUCGAAGUAUUACAAUUCUACGAUGUUACAAAAUGCAUACAAGGUAUUACUACCGACAAUACAAAUAGUAAUUUUACGUUCAUCAGAGAACUUCAAACGCAUAUUUCUGAAAUCGAUACAAAAAAUAUCCACUUUGUAUGUUUUGCACACAUCUUAAACUUGGCAGCUAGAGAUUUUAUGAAAAUCCUUGAUUCUGAGGUUGAAGAAACCGCCAACAUUUUGACAGAUAUAUCAGAUGAUGAUGAUGAUGACUGCCAAGUUCCGUCCUCUUCUGUAAGAAAAAUCCAUUCCCUUGCUAAAAAAUUAAAAAACUCUGAACAUUUACGUGAAGAUUUUGAAAAAUUUUGCACCACUUUAAACCUGAAAUUUACUAUGCCAAAACUUGAUGUCAUAACAAGGUGGAACUCCAUGUUAGACAUGUUGAGAUGGAGUCUAAAUAUGAGAAACGCACUUAACAUCCUUUGUGAUAAUGUAGAAAAUUUAAAAACUUUAAAGCCAACCGACACAGAAUGGUCGUUAAUUGAACGAAUUUGCCAGUACCUUAAUGUUUUUAAGAGUAUUCCCAUAAUUUUAGAAGGUGAAUCAUAUGCUACUUUACCCAUGGUAAUAAUCGGCAUUAAUAUGUUGCUGGAUAGACUAGAAUCGUGGGCUAUGGUACUUGACAAUAAACCUGAUCGAGAUGAAAUCGAUGAAAAGAUUAUAAAUAGUAUUCAAGCGGCAAGGGAAAAAAUCAUUAGACAUUACGAACGGACUAACUGGAUGUACUGUGUUGUCCUGAUUUUGGACCCCCGACAUAAAGUGGAUACAUUCUCCAAUACAAGUUGGGGAAAAGAGUUGCAGAUAGAAGCAAUUAAACAUUUUGAAUAUAUUUUUAAAGCACAAUAUUUUAGGGCUGACUCUCUGCAAAUUUCUGAACCAUCACUUCAAGUAGCAGCAUCUUCAAACCCUAGUAAAGAUAGUAGUGUCGAAAAGUUUGAAAUAGAUCUACUAAGUUUGUUUAAUCCUGGCGUAACGAAAUCGACAAAUAUAUUUCUGACCCAAGAGCUGACAGUACUGAAGAUAUUUUAG
Molecule: messenger RNA, 1191 nt
Organism: Acanthoscelides obtectus
Lineage: Eukaryota; Metazoa; Arthropoda; Insecta; Coleoptera; Chrysomelidae
Source: the annotation of a GenBank genome assembly